AUUAAUCACGCCCUGCUCCCGAAUUAUAAAGGCGCGCCAUGCCAGCGCACUAUCAUCUCCAGAGUUCUGUCCGAACCCGCAAGACGCAACCGAGACUACACUGAUAAUUAUUAACACCAAACUGGACUUCAACAGGUGCGCUGACUAAACCAUUCCUCAGUGAGGGGAGAUUCUGCCUUUGCCUGAGAACAGUGGAGUUUUUCUUCAGUUGAGCUUUUCUGGCCUGUUCUAACCUGUACCCGAGGGUUGUGACUCCCGCUUGCCGCCAUGCCCUCACUGUUCCCGGCAUGGCUCUGCUGCCUUAGCCUGCUAACCGUGGAGACACACACAAUGGCCCUGCCGCGGCCAGCCCGGACACAGCCUCACAGGUUUAUAUUAUCCAGAACCUCCUGGACACCUGGGUCGUCUUCGUCUCUCACUAUGGCGACGGUUGUCACCCCGACUGUUGCCCUGGACGACAGCGUUGCCCUUAGAAACAGAUGGGCCGUCUGGAGGGCCCUGCUCCCUAAUGGACCCCCGAGGCAGUCUAACCUAAUGCCUGACCAUGAAGGCCCACUGGCCAAGCCAUCCAGUCCAUUGCCUGACCAGAACUACCACCUCUCUAGAGAGGGGACGUCACGGGGUCGCCGUCAUGCCAACGGUAGUGGUGGGCGUGGCCAGGGUCAGCUGAUGAGGGUGGGGUGUGUCCUGGGAACCUGUCAAGUUCAGAACCUCAGUCACCGACUCUACCAGCUGAUUGGACAGAGUGGGAGACAAGACUCCUCCCCCAUCAAUCCCCGUAGCCCGCACAGCUACGGCUGAAUAACUUUAUCAGCAA
Messenger RNA from Oncorhynchus mykiss (rainbow trout), 817 nucleotides. The record is from RefSeq and is a predicted model, not a curated record. NCBI's taxonomy places the organism in Eukaryota, Metazoa, Chordata, Actinopteri, Salmoniformes, Salmonidae.